Lolium rigidum is the source of this 1884-nucleotide messenger RNA. RefSeq names its product folylpolyglutamate synthase-like. Gene Ontology annotation, molecular function: ATP binding; tetrahydrofolylpolyglutamate synthase activity. Gene Ontology annotation, cellular component: cytosol; cytoplasm; mitochondrion. Lineage: Eukaryota; Viridiplantae; Streptophyta; Magnoliopsida; Poales; Poaceae. The record is from RefSeq and is a predicted model, not a curated record. The transcript is spliced from 15 exons. Bases 148 to 1500 code for a protein of 450 amino acids. Gene Ontology annotation, biological process: tetrahydrofolylpolyglutamate biosynthetic process.
ACGGCGGAGGAGUACGAGGAGGUGCUGGGGCGCCUCUCGUCGCUCAUCUCGCAGAAGGUGCGCGCGCACACCGGCAACCGGGGCAACCAGUGGGAGCUCCUCGAGCGCUACAUCCAGAUUCUGGAGCUGGAGGAACCCAUCGCUCGGAUGAAGGUGAUCCAUGUCGCGGGGACCAAAGGGAAGGGUUCGACAUGCACAUUCACGGAGUCGAUCCUCCGAUCGUGCGGUUUCCGCACUGGGCUCUUCACCUCGCCGCAUUUGAUGGAUGUCAGGGAGCGGUUCCGCCUGGAUGGGGUGGAUAUUUCUGAAGAAAAGUUUUUGAAGUACUUCUGGUGGUGCUGGAAUAAACUGCAGGAGAAGACUGAUGAUGAUAUUCCCAUGCCACCCUAUUUCAGGUUCAUCGCUUUGCUAGCAUUCAAGAUAUUUUCUGCUGAGCAGGUAGAUGUUGCUCUUCUUGAGGUUGGCCUUGGAGGGAAAUUUGAUGCAACUAAUGUGGUUAAAGAACCUGUAGUCUGUGGAAUAUCUUCUCUUGGAUAUGAUCAUAUGGAAAUUCUUGGAAAUACUCUUGGGGAGAUUGCUGGGGAGAAAGCUGGAAUAUUCAAGAAAGGAGUUCCAGCCUAUACUGCUCCACAACCAGAAGAGGCAAUGGUUUCUCUGAAAGAAAGAGCUUCAGAAUUAGGUAUUUCACUCCAAGUGGUUGAUCCUUUGAAGCCACAUCACUUAAAAGAUCAACAGCUUGGACUGCAAGGUGAGCACCAGUAUACAAAUGCUGGCCUUGCAGUUGCAUUAGCUAGUACAUGGCUUGAGAAGCAGGGACACGUGGACAGAAUGCCACUCAACCGUACUGAUCCCUUACCAGAUGACUUCAUUAAAGGACUGUCAACUGCUUCUUUGCAAGGCCGAGCACAAAUUGUUCCAGAUUCACAAGUAAAUUCUGAAGAGGAGCCGAAUUCUUCUUUAGUGUUCUAUUUGGAUGGGGCGCACAGUCCUGAAAGUAUGGAAAUAUGUGCUAGGUGGUUUUCCAAUGUUACCAAGGAGGACAAAAGAGUACCAUCUUCCAUGGAACAAUCUCAGACUUCUGGCAAAUCUCGCAAGAUUCUUCUGUUCAAUUGCAUGUCUGUGAGAGAUCCCAUGCGAUUGCUUCCACAUCUUCUGGAUACUUCAACUCAAAAUGGGUUGCACUUUGAUCUGGCCCUAUUUGUGCCAAACCAAUCACAAUACAACAAGCUUGGUUCUAAUACAUCAGCACCUGCAGAGCCUGAGGAAAUCGAUUUGUCAUGGCAACUAUCGCUCCAAACAGUGUGGGAGAAAUUACUCCAUGGUGAUAAAGGUUUGAAUAGCACGGAUUCCAGCGAGACUAGCCUCGUUUUUGAAUCACUUCCACUAGCAAUCGAGUGGCUGAGGAAAAAUGUCCGAGAAGAUCCGUCAACUUCUUACCAGGUCCUGGUUACCGGCUCCCUGCAUCUCAUCGGCGAUAUACUGAGGUUGCUCAAGAAGUGAUGUUUUCUGGAAACACAACAGUCAGAAGUUCACACUGAAGUAGCUGUACUGAUUAUGUGACCUCAAGCUGGGGCUCUUCACGAUUUAGAGAUGUUCCCAGGUCAACCACAUGGUUAAAGCGAUGCAGCGAUUUUCAUUCAAGGGCAUGUGUUUCGGUGCAAAUUGGACAGAGGGAAUGAAUGUGCUGCAUUUAUGUUCCAUUUCUUUUUGUGAAAGAAGAGGAGCUUGUUGUAUUUCGUUUCUUGUUUCGUGCUUUGUGGCCGUUGUUUGCCACUUUCUUCUUCGUGUACCCCUAGAUAGUUGUUAAACUUAUAAGAUAUAACGCAACCAAAACAUGAAUAAGAGGACGUGGUCAUCUAAUAAAAAGUCUCAUCCAUUGGUCAA